CCUGGAAGUGACGCGUUUCGGCCCGUCAGACUGUGUUGAUGUUUUGUGCACGAGCUCUCGGCCGGGAAGACGGAGGCGUAUUUUUUGUUUUUUUCUUCUUUGUCUGUUGGUUGGGUUCCGUCCAAACGUCGAUGGGAAUCGUCGUGUUGUCGACGGGGAACAUUCGCUCGAUGAUUCGCAGCUAGGCAGCCACCUCAACGCCGAACACAGCCAAUCUUUUGAACCAAAAAGGCGGACUGACUCGUCGCCCUCUACCCCCUCACCACCUCCCCACCCCUCCUCCUCCUUCUCCCGUUCCUGCUCCUCCCCACCAUGACGAUCCUGCCCAAAAAGAAGCCCAGCUCCGGGGUCGCGGAUCACGCUGAUGACAGCGACCGCCGGAGCGUCGCGGACCCUCACCAGCACCCGCACCCUCACGCGGGGAGGACCGGAGCCCGGCCACGGGCUUCUCCCCCGCCAUGGUCGUACCAGCCCGCGCCGGCCUCCGCGAGAGACGAACGGCGGAGCAUUGAGGCGAGCUCCCGGCCGCAGCAGGCCUCUCCUCCGCCUGGCGGCUCCGUGGCCCCCGCCGGGCCGUGCGACGGUCGGGACGGUGGCGGCGGCGUCGGCGGCAUGGUGGCGACCUCUCGCGGGGACCUGGUGGUGCAGGCCGGCGUGGUGGGUUGCGGCGGAAGUAUCGGCAGCUGCUGCUCCGGGCCCGGCCUCAGUAAGAGACGGCGACAAGCGGGCACCUGCUCCGGUGGGGCGGCGCUAGCUGGAGGGGGCCAAGCCGGCGUGAGCGGUCCUGGCGGCGUAGGCUCGAGCCAGGAAACGGACGAGGGAGCCGGUGGCAACAACAGCGAAGACGAGUACGAGAACGCCGCCCGACUGCAAGCCGUUGACCCGGCCACCGCAGAGCAGCAGGAGCACUGGUUUGAAAAAACUCUGCGGGACAAGAAAGGUUUUGUCAUAAAGAAGAUGAAGGAGGACGGGGCUUGCCUCUUCCGAGCUGUUGCUGACCAGGUGUAUGGCGAUCAGGACAUGCAUGAGGUGGUGAGAAAACACUGCAUGGACUACCUGAUGAAAAACGCUGACUAUUUCUCCAACUAUGUUACGGAGGACUUCACCACAUACAUCAACAGGAAGAGGAAAAAUAAUUGCCAUGGUAACCACAUUGAGAUGCAGGCAAUGGCAGAGAUGUACAACAGGCCAGUGGAGGUGUACCAGUAUGGCACAGAACCAAUCAACACCUUCCACGGAAUCCACCAGAACAACGAUGAGCCCAUCCGAGUGAGCUACCAUCGCAACAUCCACUACAACUCUGUGGUCAACCCCAACAAGGCGACCAUUGGGGUGGGCCUCGGCCUGCCCGCCUUCAAGCCUGGGUAUGCAGACCAGUCCCUAAUGAAGUCAGCCAUCAAAACGUCCGAGGAGUCGUGGAUCGAGCAGCAGAUGUUGGAAGACAAGAAGCGAGCGAGUGACUGGGAGGCGACGUGUGAAGCUAUUGAGGAGCAGGUGGCCAGGGAAUCGUACCUGCAGUGGCUUCGGGACCAGGAGAAGCAGGCCCGACAGCCCAGGAAAGCCAGCGCCACUUGCAGUUCGGCGACAGCGGCGGCCUCCAGUGGCCUGGAGGACUGGGCCGCUCGAUCGCCACGGCAACGAGACACUGACCCCUCCCACUCUGACCACACAAGCUCCCCCUCAACUGUCAUCAAGCCGCCUUCCCCGGCUGGUGCUGCCCUCCUCCUUAACAAGCCACCCUCGCCUUGCGCUCCAGGUCCCAGUAAUCAGAGCCGUCAUCAUUUAGAGUACAGAGCCAUUAUGCAGGAGAUGUCACCUACAGCAUUUGGUCUGAGCGACUGGGAGGACGAUGAAAUCCUGGCAUCAGUCCUGGCGGUGUCCCAGCAGGAAUAUUUGGACAGCAUGAAACAUCAGAGUGGCACCGUACAGCAUAGAGAUCGAGAGGCAUCGCCCGACAGCAGCUGAUGGACACAUGCACGCACAUAGACACACAACCUAUGAUCGACUCAUCCCCUCAGUCAACCACUGAAGACCAAGCCAGAAGAAAGAAACACAAUUAUUUUUUAUCAAAAACCCAUCCAUUUUUCUCUCCCGCCUCUUUCCUUUGAGCUGGUUCAGACUCAACGAGGCAGUCAACCCCACGCUAACCAUACGUCAAGUCACGUGAGAGAGCUAAAACCAUGGGAACAAAACAUGCACUUCUUCUCGCAUCUUCAGCUUCAUCACGUAUGAUCACUGACAUGUUACGACCACAAAGCGGUCUCUUGGAAACAGGAAACAAUGUUGUCACAUGACCUCACAUUGAUUUUGUUUUUUCCUUAUUUAUUUUGCUUUUGCACAAGUUACACUGCUCACAAAAUGUUCAAGAUAUUCUGCUUUCAGGAUUAACCUCGAAACCUUUGUAUGCACUUGUCCAGCUGUUCAAUUUUUCUUGGCACAACUUGUUCUCUUUCAUGGAGCUUAAGGGCAAAAUUUACAAGUGCUUGAUCCAUGAAUGGACCAAUAUAGUUACCAAUAUACUUCCUGGUUCCGUUAAACCCAAAGACUACCCCUAACAAUUGAUCAACAGUAUUCCCAUGGCGAGGCGUCAAACAGGAAGCAGCAACUGAAUUUAGAAGUGUCACAGGUUGACAUUAGCAGCUUGAGAGUCCUUGGGAAUGGAAAUGUACUUUGCCAUUAGCUCCAUGAUAGAAAAAAAUCUAGUUAACAAAUACAACUGAAACAUUGAACAGUUGAACACCUGAUUUCAAACCGUAUGAAUGAUGUUGGCCGGAAAAGGUUUUUGGUGCAUUUGAGGGCCGUCCUCAAAUUUCACCGAAAGCCCAAAAGCCUAAAGUUCUUUGUGAGUUUUUGUACCUAUAGUUUCUCAAGUGGGGCAAACGCCUCCUGGCCGCUGUAUAGCCGAUUGGCUGUCGACCCCAUAACUAAUUUCAUUUCGUCCACCGUAGCCCAAACGCAAAAGUUUGCAGGAGCAUAUGUAAUCAUUGAAAAGAACAGUUCCUAAUGAGCUGCUAUACUCAUCUACUGUUUGUGAAAAUGAGGUUUCUGGCACUGUUAUCUGAUAGCAGUUAUCUGAAACAAAGGGAUCGUUAUACCAAGCUGAAAUGUUUUCAACGCUCAAGAUAUUUGUUAUGUUCUACUUCAGUGAGCUAGCGUAACUCAUCUAACUGCGAUGUAAAAAUGUCGCUUAGUACGGCUGAACUGUAGCGGUUCUUUUUGACGAGUUAGUGGGGUUGCAGCUGAAAUUCUGCUGACUGGCAAAUUAAAUUUCCCUUCUUUGUAUAGAAAGAUUGUUAUUGAACAUGUAGCACAAAGUGUGAGCAAGGCUUAUCUGAAAAAUAAGGCAGCAGCAGCACCCCGUGCUACACUAUUGACGCAUGAAGUCCACUCCUGUACGACUUCACGGACUUCCUGUUGGUGACCUGAGUGUGAGUUCCAUUGAUGGCUUGAAAAUCUAUUUUUUAAAAUGUUUUGUCUUCCUCUUCUUACCUCCAUCAUCAUCAUCAAUAGCUGCAUGUUUGAUCAUGACCAAUGGAGACGUGACAAAUGAGAGACAAAAACACAAUUGUCACACUUAUCCUCAUUAUGAUUAAUUAUUGUUAUUAUUAAUAUAAGUUUGUUGAUAAAAAUAACUUUUUUUCUUGGAAUAAAAAGAGGGAAAAUG
This is a messenger RNA of Corythoichthys intestinalis (scribbled pipefish), 3664 nucleotides long. It is a transcript of the gene otud5a, whose product is annotated as OTU deubiquitinase 5a. Gene Ontology annotation, biological process: protein deubiquitination. The record is from RefSeq and is a predicted model, not a curated record. NCBI's taxonomy places the organism in Eukaryota, Metazoa, Chordata, Actinopteri, Syngnathiformes, Syngnathidae. Gene Ontology annotation, molecular function: cysteine-type deubiquitinase activity. The transcript has 9 exons. Bases 313 to 1965 code for a protein of 550 amino acids.